GGGCGCCCUCAGGUUGUUGUGGCAUGAUGGCUAGGUUAAACUCAGGACCCGAGCUAUAGUGAGAAGUAUGCAGUAGAACAGGUAUUUUUUUUAAAACUACAUUUCCAGCGCCGCACAGGACACCCUUUGGUAACCAGCCAUGUCGCAAAAGGAACUGAAGGAAGCGUUUGUCAGUAAUCUAAAUGGUACCAGUCUUCAGGAGGUGGCACUGGGCUCACUUCUCUCUCCAGUGUGCAUCAUCAACAGAGGACUCAUCCUGAUCCUCUACUAUCAGGCCAAAAGGACUCUUCCUUUGCCUCUUCCACUUGUUUCUCACCUGUGUCUAGAUUUCUCCCUGCUUAUUCUUCCCCUUGUGCUGUCAUGCACGAUCCUUAGCAGCAUUCUCCUCCAAGUCAUCCUGAGCCUUAUCUUUUUAUUAGCAUGCAUUAUUGGCUUCAUCUAUCUUAAAAACAACCAUGCACAAAGCACUGUCAGCGCCUUUCUGCAGAGUCACGUUCAGUUCGAGCAGGUUCCCUUUGUGACCAUGUUUCGAGUGUUUGUAAAUGUAAAAACAGCAAUCAGCAUUCUUGCAGUUGACUUCAGCGUGUUCCCAAGACGAUACGCCAAAACAGAAACCUAUGGGACAGGUGUCAUGGACUUUGGUGUUGGAGCUUAUAUAUUUGCAAAUGCUCUUGUUUGUCCUGAGGCACGAGGGAAGAGCAUCUCAGGAUCAAGGGUGAACCACAUCAAGAAGCAGCUCCUGUCCGUGUGGCCGCUGGUUGCUCUUGGAUUGGGAAGGCUGGUUAGUGUCAAAAUGACCGGCUACCAUGAGCAUGUGAAAGAAUAUGGCGUCCACUGGAAUUUCUUCUUCACACUAGCCAUCGUCAGAGUUGUCACCUCUUUGCUUUUGGCUGUCUUGCCAGCCAACCAGUCAUGGGUAUAUGCAAUUCUGAUCAGUGGAUUUUAUCAAUUUGCUCUGGAGAAAUCAGAGCUGAAGGACUUUAUUCUCCACAACAAUGACAGAGAGAAGGACUUUAUUCAUGCGAACAAGGAGGGCAUUUUCUCAGUAGUGGGCUAUGUGGCUAUCUACAUGGCAGGAGUUCAGGUUGGACUCUAUGUGAUGCAACCAAGAUCUCUUGUUCGACAGUGGCUCAAAGCCCUCCUUAACCUUUUGUUUGCAUGUUUCAUUCUAUACACUGCUCUGUGGACAUGUCAGACACUCAUAGAGCCUGUGUCUCGCUGCUUAGCUAAUUUGCCUUUCUGCAUAUGGAGUGUUGCACAAUCAUUGUUGUUUCUGUCUUGCAUUGGCAUUGCUGAUAUUGUUUUACUGUUUUCAAAAAAGACAUCAGGCUGUCAUUUGGUUCCUUCAUCAUGGAAUCUGUUUAAGAAAGAGUCAGACUCUGGCAAAAAGACCUAUAAGGUAGAACGGCUGUGCCUUGUUCAGGCUGUCAGCAGGAACCAACUGUUGUUUUUCCUGUUUGCAAAUGUCAUGACAGGAUUGACAAACUCACUAGUGGACACACUAAGCUGCAGCAGUGUAUUUUCAGUGUGUGUUUUGCUGCUGUACAUGUUUGUGAAUUGCUUUGUGAUUUAUCUUUUACAUGUUUGUGGAAUCACUAUAAAAUUCUGGUAAAGUUGCAUUUAAAAACUACAAGAUUAAUGUGUGCCUUAAAGUUUAGCGCAGUGAGGAUAAUUGAGAGCAUGCAAUGCUGUAUAAAAUAUGUAUU
Molecule: messenger RNA, 1706 nt
Organism: Cheilinus undulatus (humphead wrasse)
Lineage: Eukaryota; Metazoa; Chordata; Actinopteri; Labriformes; Labridae
Gene: pigw
Product: phosphatidylinositol glycan anchor biosynthesis, class W
Exons: 2
Coding region: 140-1612 (490 amino acids)
Biological process (GO): protein localization to plasma membrane; GPI anchor biosynthetic process
Cellular component (GO): membrane; endoplasmic reticulum
Molecular function (GO): glucosaminyl-phosphatidylinositol O-acyltransferase activity
Source: RefSeq, a predicted model, not a curated record